AUGUCGGAUAAGUUCGUGUGUUUUCUGCUUUUAUUCCUCGCUGCCGCAAGUACUGCCUCUGCGUUUGGAGCCGGUGAGGUACCGGAUGGCAGUCCGUUCAAGGAGUACGUGUGGCGCCAUGGUGACAUUGUUGAGGUCCUUCGCUUCUUGCCUGUCAGCUUCAUAACUCACGAGUGUUUUACACAGCUUCAGAGACGCCAAAUUUAUUUUGGUAAUUGGCUUCGAGACUUCUCCCAGGUGGUCGAUACUACAUGCCUCGAAAAUGUGCCAGAGCCAAUACUACGAGCUAUUGUCUCCGUCUUGGCCAUGCUGGAGUUUGGCUUUGCGACGGACGAAUUUGAAGUUACCAGAGAGCGCCUCGGCUGUUAUACUCAUGUUGAGCACAUUGAUAACCCCCGUGGAUACGACAACAAUGCUAGGUCCGUCGACGACCGUUUGAGGGGGCCCGUCAACCCGAGAGAGCUAGAGUUCGACCCGAAGACGGGCAUGAAGAACUAUAUUGCUCAUUCUGGGCACGGCUGGGAUACCUCAGCGGACUAUGUUCGACGCCAACUCAAGAAAUGCAUUGACAUGGGCCGCAAGGGUCGAGAGGGAGACCACAACGCUCGAAAGGAAGCAUUUAUUCACCUCGGCGCUGCCCUCCAUACGCUGGAAGACUUUGCUGCGCACAGCAACUUUAUCGAACUGUGCUUUCAUGAAAUGGGCGAGACGGACGUUUUUGCAUUUGUCGGCGAUAUGUGCAAGGUGCGAAUUCCAUCACGUCUUAGGAGGGGUCGACAUGUAUCGCCGCUCGUAACAGGCACUUUUGGCAUGCUGGACAUUUUUCACAGUUUGCUUGGGGAAGCAGAUGACAUGGCGAUACUACAGUCGAAAGGCUCGCUUGGAGAACUGGAGGAUAACCUGGACUAUGGCGCCAUGGCCUUUGAUCAGUUGUUUCAAGCGAUCAAGACAGGCAUUUCAACCUUGCAAAAUUUUUCCGCCGAAAAUACAGCCGUUAUGGAGCAAUUAGAGGCAGUAAAUAUGAUCUUCCGAAGCGCCAAAAAUAGUCCUUCGCCUACGCCAGAACCUUGUGCCGAACAGGAAGAUGGUUUCAUGGAUGCAAGUGUCCUGUGGCAAGCUAUUGAACCGAUCUUCUUUAUUCAUGAUCGGAUGAAAAAAUGGCUGAGAGAAAAUGGGGAAGCAAAAGGCUUCUCAUCUGCGAAUAAUACAGGGUCGCAGAUGAGCGACUAUACCAAUAAAUUUGUCUUCCAAUUUCUUGGAGUCGUUAUCCAGUCUUCCAUCAAAGAGCUGCGGAAUGCACUGAAAGCCGCCAAGGUCAAGGUCGACGAAGAGGCAGCGCAAUCCUGCUCGGCUGAAAUAUACGAGGACGGAUCUACAGCGUCAGACCCGAGCCACUCCGACCUGUCCAAGGACCAUUUUAGCAACGUGUUGAAUCCCCCAGCGGGAUUAAUUGCCACCGUUACAACUAAUUGGACGACGCAACAGGUUGUCAAAUGUUGGGAUAACCCAACGGCCAACGAAGAUAAAGCGAUUAACGACAUUCUGUCAAUUCUUCACCACCCCGCCUUCCCAAAGAAGAAGUCGAAAAUCCAAGACUACAUGUUUAAAGUUGUGCAGAACUGGUGGCAUGACACCCCCAAGGAAGAACAAGAGGUUAUCCUAGCGAGGCUCAGCCGAGAGAGCGUUAGAGUAAGGGGACAUGAGGACCAUAAAUUGACAAUGGAAGACGUCAAAGGAAAACGAACAGGGCCGGGUCAAUUUCCUGGCUGCACAUGCGAUGUCCGUCCACCCAGGACUCGAGAAUCCUUCCCCCUGAAAUGGGCAAUCAAUGAGGCAGUUACUGACAUUUCGUGGGCUCUCGGCACGAUGUCGAAAUGCGUAACUGUCCCUGGCGGCCAUCUUGUCAAUGUUGCUCAAGUGAUUAGCGGGCUAGUGGUAAACACAGCUCGUGCUACAGGUAUUGCAUCUCGAUCUAUUAUAAAGGGGGCACGGGAUGUAGCUGCACAAUGGUGGCCGUUUAGUUAA
Pochonia chlamydosporia 170 is the source of this 2025-nucleotide messenger RNA. RefSeq names its product heterokaryon incompatibility Het-C. The record is from RefSeq and is a predicted model, not a curated record. The transcript has a single exon. Lineage: Eukaryota; Fungi; Ascomycota; Sordariomycetes; Hypocreales; Clavicipitaceae. The coding region runs from base 1 to 2025 and encodes 674 amino acids.